This is a messenger RNA of Bipolaris maydis ATCC 48331, 1068 nucleotides long. Its product is annotated as S-adenosyl-L-methionine-dependent methyltransferase. The record is from RefSeq and is a predicted model, not a curated record. Gene Ontology annotation, molecular function: O-methyltransferase activity. NCBI's taxonomy places the organism in Eukaryota, Fungi, Ascomycota, Dothideomycetes, Pleosporales, Pleosporaceae.
AUGUUGGAUCCCAAUGCGAUACUCAUAGAAUGUCGAGUCGAGUAUGCCGUUGGUAGUGCCAUUAUUCUAUUGCGGUUCUUCGCAAGAUGGAAGAUUGCAGGAUGGCGAGGUUUUUACUGGGAUGAUUUCUUCGCAUUCUCAUCUUGGGUCUUCUUCACCAUGAUUUAUGCAAUGGUAGAGUUUCUAAAUGUAACUGGAGCUCCGAUAGCAAUGACGCAGGAGCAGCGCGAAGCACUUCCGCCUGCAACGCGAAAGUCCAUGCGAGAAGGUGCAAAGGCGAUGUUUGCCUCUUUUUACUUUCUAAUCUUCCUCGUCUGGAGUCUGAAGGGCUGCAUCAUCAUUCUAUUUCUCCGUUUCACGAGGGACACUCCUCUUUACCGAUAUGUACAAAUAAUUGGAGGUGUGUCAAUUGCAGCAUGCAUCGCUGCCCUUAUUACGCAGACCACGCAUUGCUUGCCAAUGAAAAGGAACUGGCAAAUUCUUCCUGACCCUGGCAAGGAAUGCUCGGCCGGUGUUGUCAUCAACAUUGUCAUUGCAGUAGGCAAUGUUUUGGUUGAUGCAUUGUUGCUUGUAGUGCCUCUGUGGAUGCUCAAAGACUCACACAUCAGACUUUGGCGAAAAAUUCGAAUCGUUUUCCUCCUCUCCCUCGGACUUUUCGUCAUGGGAAUGGCUACAGCUCGCUGUAUCUUGUCAAUUGGAACUUCUGUUCAAGUAGCUCUCGCCUCAGUAUGGGCGCAGCGUGAGGCUAUUGUAUCAAUUUUCGCUGUUAACGCACCAGUUAUAAACGGUCUAUUCAGAGCAGAAACCUGGGCAACGAGAAAACAUACUAGCGAUUACUCAUCAAAGAACUCCCGCACAUAUCCAAACCCGUUACACAAGAAGAAGAAAAGUGGCUUCGAGAUUUACAAAAUGACGGAUUUUGAGACGAAAAUGAGUGACAUGGAGACUACAAGGGCAGAGAGCAUUGUCGAGUUGGUUACCGACCCGCCAGUUGCUUUACCUGUGUCCCAGUGGCGCUGUUCUGUAGAAGCGGCGAGCCAAAAGGGGCACUCAAGACGCGCGGGUUGA